Didymella exigua CBS 183.55 is the source of this 2143-nucleotide messenger RNA. RefSeq lists its product as uncharacterized. Bases 197 to 1717 code for a protein of 506 amino acids. Lineage: Eukaryota; Fungi; Ascomycota; Dothideomycetes; Pleosporales; Didymellaceae. The transcript has 2 exons. The record is from RefSeq and is a predicted model, not a curated record. Gene Ontology annotation, molecular function: metal ion binding; ATP binding.
UGAACUCCUUACAUGCUAGCAGCCGUCCUAGCCGCUAAGAAUUUCUAGUCUCUGUUUCGCGGCUGUGUUCUGGGUUGUUGGGUCUUACGCUUUCGUUCCUUUUGAUGAAGGUUGUUUGUUACGACAGGUCACUGUAAGGAGAGCUAGCGAUAAUAUUGCGAAGACAGAGGCCGGCCACAUCUCCUCAACGACAGCAAUGAAUGCACCAGCAGGGCAGCAGCAGAAGGGCGUCCAGCCUUUCUACUAUUCUCACGUGUGGAAGAAUGCGUCGCUUGUCGCGCUGAGCAUUCUCGCCCUGCCCGUCUCGGCUGUUCUCGUGCUGCUCAGUCUCGUCGUGCAGCGGGUCAAUGGUCGCGACAAGGUCCUGCAAGCAGAGAGAAACAGCACAGCUGUCACAGUCGCACAACGCAAGACGAUCCUCGUUACGGGAGUCUCCAUGGCCAAAGGCCUGUCAAUUGCGCGAGUUCUAUCACAAAACACGCCACACCGUGUCAUUGGCGCAGACAUCUCUCCACUCUCUCCAGGCCGGUUCUCCAGCGCGAUUUCAAGUUACUACCGAUUGGACACACCAAACGGCGACGACGCGGAACCGUACAUUGACUCCAUCCUCUCGGUUAUCCGGAAUGAGAAGAUCGACCUCUGGAUAAGCUGCUCAUCGGUGAUCGCGGCAGUUGAGGACGGUCAGGUUGUGCGCAUCGCGCAGAAGCAAGCGAAGGAAGCUGGGCGGCGAUUCGAGGCCAUCCAAUUCUAUGAAGACGUGGUCGAGAAGUUCCACGAGAAAGACAAAUUCAUUGAUUACAUUCAGUCUCUCGAUCUCCUGGUUCCCGAAUCGCACCGUGUCACGUCUCCUGAAGAAGCGCUGAACGUUCUCCUCCGAAACGUCGGUAACAGCGAGGAUGACAACAAGAAGUUCAUAAUGAAGCCCAUUGGGGUGGAUGAUCACGCUCGAAACGCGAUGAUGACACUCCUGCCAUUCGAAUCGCCCUCGCAGACGAAGAAGUACAUACACAGUCUGAACAUCUCCAAGUCCAACCCGUUCCAGCUCCAGCAAUUCAUCAAGGGCAACGAAUACUGCACACACGCGCUGGUCAUCCGCGGCAAGGUCAAGGCGUUCUGCAGCUGCCCUUCGCUCGAACUGCUGAUGCACUACGAGCCUCUCCCCACACACUCGAAGCUGAAUCAGGAGAUGCUCGCAUUCACAGAGCGCGUGGUGGCAGACGGCGGAAAAACCUUUACGGGGCACUUGAGCUUCGACUUUCUUGUCGAAGACGAAGAAAAUGUCAAACUGUACCCUAUCGAAUGCAAUCCACGCGCCCACACAGCCGUCGUGCUCUUUGAAAAGACGCCCGAAAUGGCAGAAGCCUAUCUCUCCGUACUGGACUACCGCAAAGAUUCCGGCGAGCACGAAAAGCCCAUCUUCCCGCACACCCCUACCAGCAGCUACUACUGGUUUGGACACGACGUGGUCAGCUUCUUGAUCCUGCCAUUCCUGGACGCGAUCUUUGGUGCGGCCUCCUCGGGAGAGUUCUUCGAUGGCCUGGCGACGUUCUGGCACCAUUUCUCGUGCUGGAAGGAUGGCACACUUACAAUCGCGGAUCCAUGGUCGUUCUUUGUGUUGUAUCAUGUGUAUUGGCCUGCGAGGUUCUUGGAGUGCUUGUACACGGGCAAGGAGUGGAGCAGGAUCAACAUCAGCACCACGAAGAUGUUCGAGGCUUAGGGCAAGACCCAUUCGUUCGGGUUGGGAAGGAUACGCGAGGGUCCCGUACCUUGAACAGACUCGGGAAGUUGGUGGCUAUCAUCUGGAGUCAGAUUGAGCCGAGUAUCUUCACACUGUGGGUAGAGUACCUGUGUGCCCCGAAAGAGAAUAUUUGAGGCUUGUACCUAAUGGGAAUCUUGAAUCUUGGGAAUAGAUCGUUGUCAUAGACGACCAGGAAUUCGGAAGAAGAUACCAGUAGAUUUUGGAUGGUAGUAUCACACCGCUCAGCUAUUUCUUCUGGCUGACUGAUUCCAAACGGCUACAGUUCCCAAGUCUACGAUUUCGUGCGAGCAAAAGCUUCUCCUCAGCAAGUGGUUCCUUGUCAGUAACCUUGUCAGGGCUACUGAACUGGCAGUUGGUCCUCCAGAUACCAUCAACCGAGAAUCG